Molecule: messenger RNA, 612 nt
Organism: Seminavis robusta
Lineage: Eukaryota; Bacillariophyta; Bacillariophyceae; Naviculales; Naviculaceae
Source: the annotation of a GenBank genome assembly
AUGGGAGAAGAAUCGCACACUCUAGAGCAUGAAUGGGUCCUUUGGGAACACAAGGCCGUGGCUACCAAGGAUCCCAACAUGUGGAAGGAAAACAUGAAGCAAUUAUGCGCCUUUAACACUGUGGAGGAUUUCUGGCGCUACUUUAAUCACAUUCCCACCCCUUCGCAAGUCUUUUUCGACGGCGAAUGCCGGAAAAAGGUCGGCACUGAGGGCAAGACAAUAGAAGAAUACAGUCUAUUCAAAAAGGGCAUUGAACCAGAAUGGGGUGAUCCCAAGAAUGUCAUUGGUGGCGAGUGGUUUUGCCGACAGUAUUUUGAAGGAGAGCAGCUGGAUCUGUACUGGCAGAAUCUCGUCUUGGCGUUGGUCGGUGAAACCAUUGAAGAUGCUGUAGAUGAGAAACGCAAGUUUGAUGCCAACUACAUCAAUGGCGCACGAGUGGUCGACAAAUCAAGAACCUACCCCAUGUACAAGCUGGAAAUCUGGAUAAGUUCUCGGGAAGCCAGAGUCAAGGAAAUCGUCAAGAAAAAGCUUCUAGAAGUCGUCACGGAUGGACAGCCAGCAGGAGCACGCAAGGCUCAUCCCAAAUUUGAGUGGAAGGAUCACUCUGCGUAA